AUGCGAGAGACAUUCGCUCACCACAUUGCCAGGCAUGUGGCUGUGAUGGAGAGGAACGAGCCGGAGAUCUCUGGACACAAAGGGAGCUUUGAGCAUGCUGCUGAGGCCAUAAGCGCGGGGCGAUGGCGCGGGGCCUGUCCUGGGGGGAGGGACGGGACGGCCGGGCGGGACGGCAGCACCCAGCAGCACCGGGACGGGUUGGCGUCUGUGCGGCUUCUGGCUGUACUGAUCGGCUUCUCCCUGAUCCUCCAGGUGAACGUCCCGAAAACCCGCCGGACCUACUGCAAGAAGUGCGGCAAGCACCAGCCCCAUAAAGUCACCCAGUACAAGAAGGGCAAGGACUCUCUCCAUGCCCAAGGGAAAAGGCGCUACACAAGGAAGCAGAGUGGCUAUGGCGGCCAGACGAAGCCUAUUUUCCGUAAGAAGGCCAAGACCACAAAGAAGAUUGUGCUGAGACUGGAGUGUGUGGAGCCCAACUGCAGGUCCAAGAGGAUGCUGGCAAUUAAGAGGUGCAAGCACUUUGAACUGGGAGGAGACAAGAAGAGAAAGGGCCAGGUGAUACAGUUCUAAGCUGCAUCCUACUCAUUUUCGGACCAUAUUAAAGUAUUUGGAAGUGAUCUGUUA
This is a messenger RNA of Meleagris gallopavo (turkey), 624 nucleotides long. The record is from RefSeq and is a predicted model, not a curated record. NCBI's taxonomy places the organism in Eukaryota, Metazoa, Chordata, Aves, Galliformes, Phasianidae.